This is a messenger RNA of Nymphaea colorata (pocket water lily), 1654 nucleotides long. Its product is annotated as F-box/LRR-repeat protein 25-like. Lineage: Eukaryota; Viridiplantae; Streptophyta; Magnoliopsida; Nymphaeales; Nymphaeaceae. The transcript is spliced from 4 exons. Gene Ontology annotation, molecular function: protein binding. The coding region runs from base 167 to 1495 and encodes 442 amino acids. The record is from RefSeq and is a predicted model, not a curated record.
AUCUGGUAGACCCGUAGACCCAAAGGUUUCAUUGUUCUCGGCACUCCAUGGCUGUCAGGCAGUUAGUUGUCUUCUCAUUAUUCUUAGGUUACUACUCUCCACAGGAGCUCGGUUCAGAGGCUCUUGAGAGCACCAAGGGAGAGACAAGGGGAUACAAUUUGAAAGCAUGGCACCCUCCCAAGACCGGCUGAGUUCUCUCCCCGAUGCUGUGAUCGGCCAAAUCUUCUCCUUCCUGCCUUUUGAAGAUGCGGUGAGGACCAGCGUUCUAUCGAAGAGGUGGAAGCACCACUGGACCUCUGUCCCUCAUCUCGAGUUUUUCGAAGACAACUUCGAUCGACGCCCCUGGAGACAGAUGAUGCGGCCACUGCUCGUCUCAUCUGGAGUUUCAGAGUGGGAUGAAUUCACCAAACUCAAUUUCGUCGCCAUGGUCGAUCGUUGCCUCCUGCUCCAUUGCUCCUCUAUCCAGAGCGUUCGCCUCCGCUUCAAUCCCGCCGGCGGUCACGCCUCUACCAUCGAGAGAUGGACCCACCAACUAAUCUCCAAGAAACAAAUCCGAGCGCUAGACCUUGAUUUAUGCAAUGGGAACUCAACAGCAGAGAGGACCUCCGGGAGCUUCCCUCUUUUGUGGGACGCCGGCGGCUUCUCUCCUUGCCUCAGGAGCCUCACUCUGCGAAACGUGUCCUUGUCUGGGGACGCCAUUAUCACGCUGCUUCGUGGGUUCAAUUGUCUUGAGAGAUUAUGUUUGGAGUGCUGCAGCACAGUAAUGCGCCAUGAUCUCGUCAUCGGUGGAGGAAGCCAACAGCUGCAGCUCGAGAGUUUCAGGAUGGUGAAGUGUAAGGGAUGGAAGGGAUUGGAGAUCGACGCACCGAAUCUCCGGUCGCUCGAAUACAUCGACAUGGUGAGGCCGUGGCGACGGGUGAACUUACCGUCCCUGUCCGUUGCCAUUCUUGACUUCGAUGAGUGUGAUGACGACGAAGGGAGCAUAGAGGAUGUGGUGAAUCUUCUUGCUGAUCUCACUCAUGUGAAAUCUCUAUCAGUUUCUCCGGCCGCUUUUUGGGCGCUUUCCAAUGGCGAGUCUGUACAAGAGGCCUUAUCCAACGGAUUUCACAACUUGAAACAGCUCACACUGAUGGCUGCACUGUUUGAAGAAGAGCUGGGCGGCUUCUUGGUGUUGCUUUCUAAUUGCCAUCGUCUUCAAAUGCUCACGAUUAAUGACUCUAGCUACUGUCGUCUUCCUCAGUGGGAUGCUUGGAGAAAGCAUGAUGUUCAUGGGUGUCUUGUGCAUCAUCUCAAGACAGUCAAGGUGAAUAGCUUUGCAGGAAGUGACGGUGAAACUCUGUUUGUGAAAUUUUUGCUCGAGAAUGCUGCGGUGCUCGAGUAUCUUGUCAUCAAGAUAGCAAGGUGGCGUCUCAAUGAAGUUGACACACUUGAUAUUGCCAACAAGUUAUUAGCUUUACCAAGAAGCUCUAUCAGCGCCAAAAUCAUGGUUUCAUGACGAUAUGGAUUCUUAAUUUUUCAAACUUCAUGUCUCUUUUCUUUGUGGACGGCGCAGGCUCUCUGGCUCGGAGACAAUAACUUGGUGGUUCCUUGCAAUUAUUCAUCUUCUGCAGCUUUCACACACACACACAUAUAUAACAUGUGUAUAUAUAUUUCG